Ahaetulla prasina is the source of this 934-nucleotide messenger RNA. It is a transcript of the gene PLN, whose product is annotated as phospholamban. The transcript has 3 exons. The record is from RefSeq and is a predicted model, not a curated record. NCBI's taxonomy places the organism in Eukaryota, Metazoa, Chordata, Lepidosauria, Squamata, Colubridae. Gene Ontology annotation, biological process: negative regulation of heart rate; negative regulation of calcium ion import into sarcoplasmic reticulum; negative regulation of ATPase-coupled calcium transmembrane transporter activity. Gene Ontology annotation, molecular function: ATPase inhibitor activity. Gene Ontology annotation, cellular component: membrane; sarcoplasmic reticulum. Bases 324 to 482 code for a protein of 52 amino acids.
CUAGCUUGUGUUGAGUUAUCACAUUUGGGUUGCAAAAAUCUGGAAGACCACUAAAAGUUGGAGUCUGGAGUAUAUCUUUGAGGUUAUCUAGAGGUCACCCAUAUUUCUGCAGUCUAAUGAACUUCAGUUGCUCCCAUAAAUCUGAUGACAGAGAACGUCUUUUAGUUUCCCACAGCACAUCUUCAUAUAAUUCAGUAAUCAUCAGUUAUUAAGCUCCACAAAGAUUCUUAAAACUUCUCAAACCGAAGAUAUUAAGCACUCUCCCUGAAAGUCUCUGCUUCUUAGAAAUCCAUUCUUUCUUACAUUUCUGCUUUCCUGUUGCCAUGGAGAAGGUCCAGUACAUAACUCGCUCUGCUCUGAGGAGAGCCUCAACUAUUGAGGUGCAUCCACAAACACGGCAAAGGCUUCAGGAGCUUUUUGUAAACUUCUGUCUUAUCUUGAUAUGUCUGUUGCUAAUAUGCAUCAUUGUGAUGCUUCUUUGAAGUCCAGUAUUUUUGAUUGAUCUUCACUAUCUUAUGCAAUGGGAAAUGCACCAGAAGGAGAAAAGAAUCAAACAAGAAACAUCCAGCACAAGGAAAUCUAUGCCAGAAAGUCCAGCACUCGGGCUAAAAAAUUUCUCACCACCUCCACCCUUACUCACUGUAACCAUUAAAAGCACCUGUACUGAACAGUGAUUUGAAAAACUACUAUCACAAGACGAUGCAUGAGCUAAUUUGCCUGCUUUAUUUUUAAAGGAAGACUUCUGUGGAUGUUGAUAAUUAGUGUUACGUGUAAAAUGUCCAGCUAUAAAAUUUUAAAUAGCAGCCUUGAAAUUUUGGUUCCAGAUUAUUUGUUUGUUAUUACUAAUCCGCUAUAAGUGUUUACUUUAGUGAAUAAAGAAUGGGCUGAAUGCACUAUUAUUAAAUGCACAAUUAAAUCAUUAUAUAUUCUAGGA